Penicillium lagena is the source of this 1449-nucleotide messenger RNA. RefSeq lists its product as uncharacterized. The transcript is spliced from 7 exons. The record is from RefSeq and is a predicted model, not a curated record. Lineage: Eukaryota; Fungi; Ascomycota; Eurotiomycetes; Eurotiales; Aspergillaceae. Bases 1 to 1449 code for a protein of 482 amino acids. Gene Ontology annotation, biological process: transmembrane transport. Gene Ontology annotation, molecular function: transmembrane transporter activity.
AUGGCGAAGACUUACCCAUUAUUUGGCAAUAGGCUCCUGAUUGGAUUUUUUCUCUCCAAUUUGGAUGUUACUAUUGUAAGCUCGUCUCUCACGAGUAUCACAGAUAGCCUGGAAGGCUUCGAGAAGAGAAGCUGGAUUGUCACUGGAUAUUUGGCCACUUACACAGGUUCCAUGGCAAUAUGGACCAAAGUCAGCGAUAUAAUUGGGAGGAAAUAUGCCACAAUUGCCGCACUUGUGAUUCUGCUCGCGUUCUCUCUUGGAUGUGGGUGCGCCCAGACAGUCAAUCAAUUAAUAAUACUACGAGCAUUACAAGGAAUAGGAGGUGCUGGUGCGUACGCACUGGCAAUCUUAUGCACCUACGAGAUAGCCCCUAAAACGAAGCUUCCGACCUACAGCGGUCUCAUGUCAUUCUGUCUGGCCCUUGCCUCUUUGAUAGGCCCAAUCAUCGGAGGUGCCCUUGCUCAACGCUCUGCCUGGAGAUGGCACACCCCCUCAUUCAGAACGCGAGCGUCAUAUCGCUCAUUUGCUAAUCUUGAUCUCGUGGGCUCGCUUCUGAUAAUGACUGGCUCGUUUUUAACAGUCACCGUCUUGAAUGAAACGGAUUUGGCAUUUUCAUGGUCCUCGAGAGAGGCGAUUGCCCUCCUUGUGCUUUCGAGUGUUUCCUGGCUUGCUUUCUUUGUCUGGGAAUGGCACAUCUCGGGCAUCCCGGGGAAAGACCCAAUAUUUCCUAAGCGGUGGCUUUUUGAUCGUCCAUGGCUGGGCAUCCUCAUUUCCGCGUUUGUCACCGGUGCACCAUUCAACGUCGUUCUACAAGCUCAGAUUCUGUUAGGCAAGUCGCCUCUCGAUUCCGGUAUAUAUUUGAUUGGGUAUUCGGCUGUUGCAGCUGUUGCCGCGGCCCUGGCCAAUAUCGCUAGCUCCAGAGGACGCAUCCCAUUCAUUUACUCUCUGCUCGUGGGCUGUGCCAUCCACACCGUCGGUGUGGGACUUCUUUCGACUGUUGCCACUUCGAAGGGCUUCCACGUCACAGAUAUUGUCUACGAGAUUAUUGCGGGUGCAGGAAUAGGGCUGACAAUGGGUAUCCUGAUGCUCUCGAUACCAUACGUAGUCGAGGACAGAGAUAUCGCGAUUGCCACUGGCGCCGUGAUCCAGUUCCGAUUCCUUGGUGGUGCUAUCAGCCUCGCUAUUGCAUCUAACAUCCUAAAUGGCAAUCUGGCGCAUCGUUUGCAGGGUAUUCUGUCAUCGCAUGAACUACAUCUUUUCCUUGAGAAUGUGAAAUCGAUUCAAUAUCUAUCUCCGGAUCUACAGGAAGAGGUGCAGAAUAUUUUUGCGUCUAGCUACAGUACGCAGCUGAAAGUCAUGAUCGGAUUCGCGGCCGCUCAGUUACCGGCAAUUCUGCUACUGGUGAAGCCAGGCCGACAGCUAGCGGCCCACAGAGUACAUUCAGGAUAA